AUGGAGAAAGUGGCCCGUGGUGCGAACAACUUCGCCAUUCGCCUUCACCGACUGUUAUGUCAGGACGUGAGUGAUGAGAACAUUUGUAUCUCUCCGUACAGUGUCUUCUCCUCUCUUGUCGUCAUCUAUCUCGGGGCCCGUGGCCAGACGGCCAAACAGAUCUCAGAUGUGCUGGGACUACAGCAGAAAUCCACCUCCAAACUUCACGAGAUAUGUGCCUGGCUGUGGUUCCUCGUGAGCGAGAGCGGCGCCAGGCGGGACGAACUGUUACUGGCCAACCAACUCUUCAUCCACGCCGACAUAGACAUACGGAUGGAUUACGACCAGUGGGCUGAGGCGUACUACAACACGACACCCGUCAGCAUGAGCUUCGCCACUCGCCCACAGGGAUCACGGCGCCGGAUCAACGAGUGGAUCCAUAAGAAGACUGACGGCCAACUGCAGGAUCUGAUCCCAGACGGGGGCAUCAGUGCGCGCCUCCUUAUGCUCUCUAUUAAUGUGGCUUACUUCAGAGGCCUGUGGCGGGGCGCGUUUCCACACGGAUCUAUUUACAAGACCCAGUUCCAGUGUUCCCUUAACAGCAUUCUGGAGGUGGACAUGAUGCAGAAGGAAGAGAGCCUGUUGUACGGGGACUUCCCGGAUCUUCGAUGUGUGGUCGUCUUUUUACCUUUAUCGUGGACGCAGGGCUGGAUGACAGUCAUGCUACCCUAUAAAACAGACAGUAUCGCCCAGCUCGAAUAUCGCUUACGCUUUUAUAAUUUUAACAAGUUGAGAAAACGUAUGAAAAAGCAUCUUGUGAGUAUUCAUUUGCCAAAGUUUCGUCUUGAGAACAGUUUAGAGCUAUCGAGUGCUCUUCCCAUCCUUGGAAUUAAAGAUCUUUUCGAGGCUGGGAAAACCGACCUGUCCGCCAUGUUGGAGUGUCCACCCGAUGAUCUUGCACUUACAGACUUUGUGCAUAAGGCUUGCAUCGAGGUUGGGGAAGCUGGUCGCCCGGCCGCCAAGCCCAAAUCCAAAUUCUCUUGUGUUCCCAAAGAGUUAACCAAGGUGACCAUGAUCGUCAAUCGCCCCUUCCUGUUUUUCGUUCAAGAUGGCGUAUCAAAAGUUAUUGUGUUUUCUGGUCACGUUGUCACUCCGAUUGCUGCCGAGGAAGAGAUAGAAAGGCUGGGGGACGAGGCCCUCUAG
This is a messenger RNA of Liolophura sinensis, 1182 nucleotides long. RefSeq names its product serpin B9-like. The record is from RefSeq and is a predicted model, not a curated record. The transcript has a single exon. Gene Ontology annotation, molecular function: serine-type endopeptidase inhibitor activity. The coding region runs from base 1 to 1182 and encodes 393 amino acids. NCBI's taxonomy places the organism in Eukaryota, Metazoa, Mollusca, Polyplacophora, Chitonida, Chitonidae.